CCCGAGGCAAGCCAAUGGUGAGAGGCUCCUGAAGGAGGAGGGCGGUACUCUGUGAAAAGAUUGACCAAUGAACGUCACCAACGCCAGACACCGAGACAGCGCCGGGGCGGAGGAGCGAUGGAGAAUUUCACGGCGCUGUUCGGAGCUCAGGCUGACCCACCACCGCCCCCGACCGCACUUGGCUUCGGACCUGGAAAACCUCCACCCCCACCGCCUCCUCCUCCGGGCGGGGGGCCGGGCCCCGCCCCGCCCUCCACCGCGGCCACAGCCGCUCCCGGCUCCGACAAGUCAGCGGCCGGUUGUGGCCCCUUCUACCUAAUGCGGGAACUGCCGGGCAGCACAGAGCUGACUGGCAGCACUAAUCUGAUCACACACUACAACCUGGAACAUUCCUAUAAUAAAUUCUGUGGGAAGAAAGUGAAGGAGAAGCUAAGUAACUUCCUGCCUGACCUGCCAGGGAUGAUUGAUCUGCCUGGUUCCCAUGACAACAGCAGCCUCCGCUCCCUCAUUGAGAAGCCCCCUAUUCUUGGUGGCUCUUUUAAUCCUAUCACAGGGACCAUGCUGGCUGGUUUUCGCCUCCACACUGGCCCGUUGCCAGAACAGUGUCGUCUGAUGCAUAUUCAGCCUCCCAAGAAGAAGAAUAAGCACAAGCACAAACAGAGCCGUACCCAAGAUCCUGUCCCCCCAGAAACACCAUCUGAUUCAGAUCACAAGAAAAAGAAAAAGAAAAAAGAAGAGGAUCCUGAACGGAAAAGGAAGAAGAAAGAGAAGAAGAAAAAGAAGAACCGACACAGUCCAGACCACCCAGGUAUGGGCAGCUCUCAAGCCAGCAGCAGCAGCAGCCUCCGCUAACAGAACCAGUAUAUUCUGCCAGAAUGACUUUCCUGCUGACAAAAGCUGCCUUCCGGGCUCAUGGUCACUGCCCUGGGAGCACCCCCCCACCCUGCAGCUGGGACAGAAGCCAGCUCCUGCUGUGCUCAGUUAAGAUGAACACUUUGUAAGAGAGAAGGGCCAUGCUUUUUAAAGCCUCAGCCCAGUUUGCUUUCUCAUGGACAUUUUUUCCUCUCCUGGGAAGCUUUCUUUUCAUCUCUUUUGUGCCAUUUGUCUGAUUUAGGACUUUAUCUGAUUUGUUAGGAUUUUUAUUUUCUUAAAAUUGCAUUUCUCAAACUGGCUGAAGUGUGGCUGCCUGUUAAGAGGUAAGUGCCUUUCUUCGAGAGUCAGGGUUUAAGCCAAGGCAUGCUAAGAUCUGAGGGGAUUGGGGUCUUGUAUUCCAUUAUCUCAUCAGCAGGCAGGGAAACAACCAAAAUGAGAUUGGGGAACAUGGUCCAAAAGUGAAGCAGAGCUUGCUAAUACCUUUCCACAGCAGACACAUAAUUCUGCCCAUAAUGCUGAGAACCAAGUACCUGGAUGAUCUUUAGGCUCUGUCUGAAGGAACUGAUUUAGGGUUUCAGCCGAUUUAAUUAGGGUUCAGCUCUAUUCUAGGUCAAUUUUGUAUUAUCAACAAGGUUGCUUUUUAGUAAAGCCUAUGAUUGAAUCCGAGCCACAGCUGUAACCUACACAGCAGGAUUCUUAACCCAUUGUGCCAUAGUGGGAACUCCAGCCUAUGAUUUUUUUGAUCAUAUGAUCAUGGCAACACCAGAUCCUUAACCCACUAAGCGAGGCCAGGGAUUGAACCCGAGUCCUCACAGAUACUAGUCAGAUUUGUUUCUGCUGAGCCACAACGGGAACUCCCAGACUAUUUUUUGAAAUAAACCUCUGGCAAGCAGAGAUACAUGCUUCUAAGAACUUUUGACCUGUUUCAUUCCAUAAGACAGUGAAAUCAUUUGGCUGAUGUGAAAACAUUUCUAAGCUUCCAAGACACCAACAAAAAGGCAGCCUUAACUAGUAAAAUGUCAAAUAAAUCCCUUCAGUCUUUGCAGCAGGCCAGGUAACUGGAAAAAAACAUCCAUGAGAUAAUCCAAGCUAAUGUAGCCGGACUUGAAGUUCAUUUUGAAACAGAAUAGUUAAAAUCUGUUGCUACGGGCCAAGGUUCCUAGGUUGCCAGAUGGAAAACUACUCAUUCAGCUCAUUUUAACCUAGGAUUUCAGAGCAAGGACAGCGAGAGGGUUCUGGCCAGUUUUCUGAGAUUUCAUGUCUGAGGAUGCCUAUUUAAAAUAAGGUCACAGCCUUUUGCUUUCGACAAAGAAACAAUAUGAGAUGUCAGAUUAAGUGCCACCAUAUACCCCUCUGGUCUGUCUGCCUUUAAAAGGCUUUCAUACUGUGAUGAUCCACUGGCUCGCCUUUGGCUACAUCCAAAAUGAGCUCUCUUUUCCAGAGACAAAAUUCUGUAUUAAAGAACUGUGGCAAAAAUCAAGAGCUCUCUAAGUUUUGAAGUAAGAAGUUUUGGUGGUUAAAGACUUUUUUUUCUGAAAUCUUUAAUUAAAUCACUGAAUUAAAACAGGA
Messenger RNA from Phacochoerus africanus (Common warthog), 2442 nucleotides. It is a transcript of the gene MED19, whose product is annotated as mediator complex subunit 19. Gene Ontology annotation, molecular function: transcription factor binding; transcription coregulator activity. Gene Ontology annotation, biological process: positive regulation of transcription by RNA polymerase II. Gene Ontology annotation, cellular component: mediator complex. NCBI's taxonomy places the organism in Eukaryota, Metazoa, Chordata, Mammalia, Artiodactyla, Suidae. The record is from RefSeq and is a predicted model, not a curated record. Bases 118 to 852 code for a protein of 244 amino acids. The transcript is spliced from 5 exons.